Molecule: messenger RNA, 958 nt
Organism: Urocitellus parryii (Arctic ground squirrel)
Lineage: Eukaryota; Metazoa; Chordata; Mammalia; Rodentia; Sciuridae
Gene: Ahsp
Product: alpha hemoglobin stabilizing protein
Biological process (GO): erythrocyte differentiation; protein stabilization; protein folding
Cellular component (GO): cytoplasm
Molecular function (GO): hemoglobin binding
Source: RefSeq, a predicted model, not a curated record
AGGCCUGAGGAAGAAAAGAAGGGGAGUGAGAAGUGAUCGCAGGAGCAAGGCGGUCUACGUUCUAUUAUCGAUUCUUCUUGGUGUAUGGCCUAAUACAUGUCAUAGUUACGAUCUGGGAUCCAGUCUCGCGUUUAUUUAUCUAUUGGAAUCAGGAAUUGAACCCAGGCUUAACCAAUGAGCCACAUCGUCAGUCCUUUUUUAUAUUUUAUUAGAGACAUGGGCUCGCUAAGUUGCUUAGGGCUCCCUAAAUUGCUGAGGCUGGCUUCAACUCGUGAUCCUCUAGUCUCAGCGUCCAGAGCUGCUGGGAUUACAGAUGUGCUCCAAGGCUCGGCCAGUCUCCCGUUUAUAAAGGAGCAGGGAGGUGGCCUGCUCCGUUCCCUAACCUCCAGUCACAUGCCAACAUCUGCCCCGGACGGCUGGGCUGACCUGCACGGAGUCCCAUAUCUGGCUGACCUAUCACCCUCCCUCAGAACCUAGAUAUGUGGCGGUUUUCUUCUGAAGUGAACACUUGACUUCGUGCCUGCAUCUAGCUCAGCAYAAAGGAUAUAGGGACUCUGUUAGACUUGAAGGCAGAUGGCCCAUCUUCAGUCUAAUAAGGAUCUCAUUUCUACGGGAAUGAAGGAAUUUAAUGUUCUGCUGAAUCAGCAGGUCUUUAAUGAUCCUCUUAUUUCUGAAGAAGACAUGGUGACUGUGGUGGAUGAUUGGGUGAACUUCUAUGUCAGCUAUUACAAGCAGCAUAUGAAAGGGGAGCAGCAAGAACAAGUUGGGGCUCUGCAGGAACUCCAGCAACAGUUGGACAUUCUGGCAAAAUCUUUUCUGGUUAAAUAUAAGGACUUCCUGAAAUCCCAUGAGCACCCAAACCAUAAGCUUCCUUCCUUCUAGCCCAGAGAUCCAGGCCUUCAUCUCCAAGAAGCCCUUAAAUUCUGGCUUUGUAGAUCAUGUACUCAGGAUGUGCUUC